Miniopterus natalensis is the source of this 417-nucleotide messenger RNA. It is a transcript of the gene C11H11orf52, whose product is annotated as chromosome 11 C11orf52 homolog. The record is from RefSeq and is a predicted model, not a curated record. Lineage: Eukaryota; Metazoa; Chordata; Mammalia; Chiroptera; Miniopteridae. Gene Ontology annotation, cellular component: extracellular exosome.
UCUGUAGAAAAAACAGCUGGGCUCCCUCGGAGACAGAGCGCCAUGGGAAACCGGCUCUGCUGCGCGGGAAGCUGGAGCUGCCCAUCAGUUUUCCAGAGGAAAAAGAAACUGGGGAGUCAACCAAGAUGGAAACUGAAGCAGCAGCGGCAGAAGCCGAGUGGCACAAAGGGCCAUGGCACAACAGGACACACGUGUAAGCGCGUGCUGGAGCAGCCUGCGUCUCAGAAGAGGAGCCAAGGCCCCGGGUCAGAGGACAGCAGCCUACACUACGCAGUCAUUCAAGUGUGCAGCCACCCUCAGCCACGCUCUGCCCAGGAGGUGAAGCACUUGCAGUCACAAAAUGCUACAGAGUAUGCCACCCUUUGCUUCCCCAAGGCCACACCCUGCUAUGACAGCAAGAACGGGACCCUAGUGUGA